Symbiodinium natans is the source of this 2631-nucleotide messenger RNA. Lineage: Eukaryota; Dinophyceae; Suessiales; Symbiodiniaceae. The record is from the annotation of a GenBank genome assembly.
AUGGCCAAGACAAGUCUACGGCGGCCCAAUGAUGCGAAUGGUGGUCGCUUUGUCGCCCCGCCGCUACCCGGGCGGAACAUACGGAACCUGGCCCCACUGGCCCCAAGAGAUGUCCAGAAAUACUUGGGCACCCCGUCCACCCCAUCCAUCCCGACUCCUCCAAAGCCUCAGAAGAGCAUCCGGGCACCAGAGCGGCUGGCGGAGCGGCUGAAAGGUGGCCAUGUCCGCGGCAUACUUGCGCGGGCAGGUCUCCAGAAGAUUGUCGAGACUGAGGGUCGCUGGAGCUACAACAAAGACCUCUUGACUGAGCUGGUGCAGGCAACCCAGGGCGUCUCAAUUUUUGAGCUCCUGGUCACCCUGACGCGAGCGAAAGCACAGGAAGUUGAGCACUGGCCCGAGAGCAUCAAAGCGGCUGAGAAGCUCGAGUUGCUCAGGUCUUUGCAGAGUCGAUUGCAGUCCGCGCUGAGCUCCAGCUGCAUUGAAGCCAUGGAGGUGCUGCUGCAGAGUGUGGAGGCCGUUCCGGCAUUGAGGGCCCACCCCGAUUUCGGCCCGCUCGUGUCUGCGGUCGAGCAGCGACUUCGCAAGCUGCGGAGCUUGCGCUGCGAGUUAAGGCGCGCAGCUCGGUCCUCCGACAUCGUCCUGCUAGCAGGCUCGCUGCGGAUGGCAGGCGAGCUCGGGGUGAGAGGGCCUGAAGCCAUCGCGCCGUGGAAAGAAGUGGAGGUGGCGGAGGUCCGUUUGAACGUGCUGCAUGCACUCCUUGCCAAGAUGAUUGGACUCCUGGGCAUGGUGUCCGAGGUGGAAGAGGCUGCCUUCCUCCAGGUGUUGAGACAUGCAGACAGAGUCCUGGAGGAUGAUCCGCUGCCGCCCUUAGGAUGGGUGCUCAAGGCAGUGCGCGAACAAUUUCAGCAAAGGUAUGGCUACGACUACGUCAGCUCCGCACCAGCCCCGAAACCCGGGACGUGGGAGGUGGAGCUUCGGCGGAAUCUGGAUGAGCUUGGGCCGAAGGAGCUUGAGCUGCUGCGAGAGUUUGCAACUCCCGCAGCUGUCUCGGCGUAUACGGUCCAAGGGAUCUCUGGUCCCGGAAGUGUGGUGGAGGAAGCCGUUGCUGGCACAAGCGAGCAGAUCAUCCGUGAAGUCAUUCGGAGUGGGUUGCAGGCAAGUUCUGGUGCGUUUGAUCAGGUUUGCUUGCCUCAACCACGUUCUGAUGCCGGUAGCGUCGUCGUUGAGGAUUCUGACACUACCGUUGACAAGAUCAUUGGCCAGGUCAUGCAAUCCGAGCUGGCGCUGAUAGGGCAGCUGAGAGUCGGUCAGGAUGAUGCGAGACCUGCAGAGCCUGUUCAGCACAGAGAGCCGAGCAAUGAGGACGCGUGCAGCAGUCUGUGUCGGCAGCUUGUGAACGACCUCAUGUCGACAGGGCUGGAAGUCGAGGCCAGUUCCGGUGACCCCGUGUUACGACCCGUGACCACUCCCUCGGCCGAGACGGUGCAGAUGAGCAUGGCUCGCACUGAUCGCACCAGCCCGGAGGACACUGCCGCCGUCCCCUCUACCAGGCCAGGUCCCGUGCAAGCGGAGGAUGUCGAUGGACAAAGCAAUGAUGCCCUUGUUGCCGACAUCAUCCAUGGUCUGCGAGCCUCGACGGAAACGCCCUCUGCCGAAACAGUGCAGAUGAGCAUGGCUCGCACUGAUCGCACCAGCCCGGAGGACACUGCCGCCGUCCCCUCUACCAGGCCAGGUCCUGUGCAAGCGGAGGAUGUGGUUGGACGAAGCAACGACGCCAUUGUUGCCGGCAUCUUCCAUGGUCUGCGAGCCUCGACGGAAACGCCCUCUGCCGAAACAGUGCAGAUGAGCGUGGCCCGCACUGAUCGCAUCUCGGAUCCCAAAGAAGAUUUCAACGCUGCGGAGGAUGAGGCAGGACGAAGCAGCCGCGCCAUUGUUGCUGGCAUCGUCGAAGGUUUGCGACCUGCAACGGUAACGCCCUCCGCCGAAACAGUGCCGCUAAGCGGGAGACAAAGUGCACAAGAGGGGUCUCAGGCCUCCGAGUUCAAAGCAGUCGAAAGCGUCUUCAAGGAGCCGCGCGUCCAUCCAGGCAGUUGCCUUCCGAGCGCCACCUCAGCGGAGGCCAAGAGCAGCAUCAUCACUUUGCAAGAGGAUUCUGCUGCACCGGGACAGUCCUUGGUUGAAGGCAUUGUGCAGACCGAGCUGGAAAGUGUAUGUGGUGGCACGGAUGAUGCGAGCUCGACCGAGAUGUUCCACAAAAAGCUCCAAGAUCAGCUUUCAGUGCUGAGAACACCUGAUGAGGAGGACCUUGCAGAUGCAGAGGUGGCAGAGGUGCUCUCCAAAGCCUUUUCCGCAGCUGUCAUGGAGGAGCAGGAGCGGUGUUGCUCUUCACCUCCUGGACGACAAUCAGGACUGUCGCCUGUGGUGGAGAUCGCGUGCCCUCCAGCAACUCCGACGUCUUUCGUGGAGGAGUCGCUGGCGGAUGCUACUUUGCAGAACGUCCUGCGUGCAGGCCAAAACGAGAAUGAUCCUGGCGAAGCAGCGGUCUCGGACGCUGGAUCCAGCCGCGGAAGCGACGUCGUCGCAAGCCAGAUUGCCGGUGGUUUGGCUUCCGAUCUCUUGGGUUCGCCGUGA